Molecule: messenger RNA, 1435 nt
Organism: Manihot esculenta (cassava)
Lineage: Eukaryota; Viridiplantae; Streptophyta; Magnoliopsida; Malpighiales; Euphorbiaceae
Product: nudix hydrolase 12, mitochondrial
Exons: 5
Coding region: 464-1099 (211 amino acids)
Cellular component (GO): cytoplasm; nucleus
Molecular function (GO): pyrophosphatase activity
Source: RefSeq, a predicted model, not a curated record
CUCUGAAGUCUCUUCGUACCUCUAUCUCUCUCUCCCUGCCGUGUAGCUUCGACGAGCGCUGUUUCUGUGAAGGAGCAGAGCUCGCAUUUCCAAGUUGUGCAAGUUGUUACAGCUUACACACAUACAAAAUCGUUCAUUUCUCUAUAGAGUUGCCAUUGUUGACUGUCCCUCUUUUCCUUUUUAAUUCAUGAGACGGUGAUGAGACAGAGAUGUAGCUCUUUGGCUUUUGCUUCUUCUUAUAUCAAGUCAUCGAUCGUCGUCGGUGUCAACUGUCAACCCCCCCUCCUUUUAGUUUUUAUUUGAUUUCCUAUAUAUUACUCGGAGUCUCAAUCAUCUCUAAUAAGAGAUAGAUAUAAAAGGAAACGAAGGGCUAAAGCGAAGAACAGGCACUGCAUCUGCAUGCACUUGUUUAUCAGCUUUCAGCUUCAUCUUCUCUCUUUGCCGGUCAACAACGUUACCUGCAAUGUCAUCUCUUUCAGCGCGAACGGGCAGACACAAACAACGUUACCAGGAUCAUCUUAGGCUUGUAGCUGGGUGCAUUCCUUAUAAACUUGACAAGAACGUUCAGGAUAAAAACUGUAGGGUGGAGGACAGUGUACGUGUCCUCAUGAUUUCUACCCCAAAUCGUAAAGAUCUUGUCUUUCCAAAGGGUGGAUGGGAAGACGAUGAGACCCUUGAUCAAGCUGCAUGUCGAGAGGCCAUGGAGGAAGCUGGAGUUACAGGACUACUUGGUGAAAAUCCACUAGGAGUUUGGGAGUUUCGAAGCAAAAGCAGCCAGAAUAGUGGCAGCUUAUUAGGAGGCUGCAAAGGCUACAUGUUCGCUUUGAAGGUAACCGAAGAGCUUGACCAUUGGCCAGGACAGGCUAGUUACAAGAGAAAAUGGCUUAGCACAGAGGAAGCAUUUGAAUUUUGCCGGUAUGAAUGGAUGAGAGAAGCUCUUAAAAUGUUUCAGGCAAGUCUCUCCAAGGACAAUGCACAUGGUAAAGAGGAAGAGCCGACAGAGAGUGAUCAAAUGUUGUCAUCAGGUUGCUUUGUAAAGACAUCUGGUGUCCAGCACCUUGAAGAAUCCUCGGCCAAGCCUUGUUUAAUGACUAUCUAGAAUCAGUUACUGAAACUGUAGGUCAUGUUCCAGUUCUGUAAAGAUUGGAUCAUUGUACAGUACUGCAAUUAAAUUAAUGGAUAAAUGUCUGAUUCUUUUCUGGAGAAAAAAAUCCUGGUAUUACAUGUGCUGCUGCAAUGGCCAGACUGUUAAUUUAAGAAUGCUUGGGCCUGAUGCAGCCAGCCAUGCAAAAUAAAGGGCCCGAUUUACAGUGUAGAAAAAGCAGUUUUUAAUUUUAUUUUUAACUUUCUAAGAAAAUUUUCAAUUUUCAUUUUUAAUAAAAAUAGAGAAAAAUAAAACAAUGAGUUCAUUUAAUAAUAAUAAAUUUCAGUUCAA